GGAACUGCGGACCUUUACCUUACCCUUACGGAUGGAUUGACUUUGUCCAAGCGUCCCACAUAUGGCCCCUGGAUAUGGAUUCCCCAGUACUACCGGAUUGGCCGAUUCGAUGAUCUCAGGCCAUGACCGGCCGAGAUUUUAAACAAGUUUGGUUCAAUAGAUCCCCUUUGAUUGGAUGAUGAUGAAGUAUGCCAUGGUGAUAUUAGGGCUUCUUUUAUGCCGUUAUGGAGGUUUCUCGUGUGUUCCUCGGGUUUAUUUGUCUCUUUUUAUAUGUUGUCUGGAUUUCCAUGAUCAGAUUACCUUUCGGCUUUAGAUUAUACUUUUGGUGCCGUUAUAUGCUUUUGAACCUUAUGCCUUGGUAUGGGUUGAAGAUUUGUCUAUUCCUUAUGUUUCUCCUUCAAUAUCAUGUUGUACAGCUCAUUUUGGCUGAUCCGGGUGGCCUUUUGUUUUUUGCACUGCGGUCGACUUCCGUUGAUCUAGAGGUUACAUGGCUGUUGAAUUGUCAUGUUUAUUGCGUUCUGUUGGCUUUUCAGGCUGAACACUUAUAUGAAACUCUGCGCUGGCUCAGUGCUUGGUCCAUUUUUGAAUUGUCCACUAGCACUGAUAAAGCGUUGUCAGCAGCCAGACUUUGUGUCUUUCUCAGGGACAUAUACAAAUACUUUUUGGACUCUACGAAGCGGGAAUACAGUGUUUUUUUCACACUAUAGAGCCAUACGAGCGUUUGCUGGAGGGAGAUGAGGUGGAAAGACAUGGGGCCACAUUGGGGAAAAAUUCCUGCAGAAUCAAUAGUCUGUUAUGCGCCUUCUC
Messenger RNA from Aspergillus neoniger CBS 115656, 807 nucleotides. RefSeq lists its product as uncharacterized. The transcript has a single exon. The coding region runs from base 225 to 707 and encodes 160 amino acids. Lineage: Eukaryota; Fungi; Ascomycota; Eurotiomycetes; Eurotiales; Aspergillaceae. The record is from RefSeq and is a predicted model, not a curated record.